This is a messenger RNA of Staurois parvus, 432 nucleotides long. The record is from the annotation of a GenBank genome assembly. Lineage: Eukaryota; Metazoa; Chordata; Amphibia; Anura; Ranidae.
GCUCUGGGGACGCGCAGCACAGCGAUCAGUGAUGAGCUGUGUCCCUUGGACACAGCAGAUCAACGGAAAGAGCCGAAGAUGUCAGAUCUGUCAUGGCACUGAUGAUCAGUGUGCCCAUAUGAUCAGUGUAGCCCCAGCAGUGCCACCUGUCAGUGUCCAUCAAUGUCAGCUGUCAGUGCUCAUCAAUGCCACCUGCCAGUGCUUAUCAGUGCCACAUCAAUGCCACAUAUCAGUGCCUACCAGUGCACAUCAAUGUCACAUAUCAGUGCCCAUCUGAGCUGCCUUUCAGUGCCACCUAUCAGUGCCAGUCAGUGCCACCUAUCAAUGCCAGUCAGUGCCUCCUAUCAGUGCUGCCAGUCAGUGCCAGUCAGUGCUGCUUAUAAGUGCCAGUCAGUGUCACCUAUCAGUGCACAUCCGUGCCACCUAACAGUG